AUGAGCAGCUUUCAAGCCGACGUUCAUCCGUCUCCUGAUCCGGACAAGGUAGUAGACUCGUUGUGUGAUUUGGUUCGCAUAACGACGCGGAUUGUCUUGCUCGCAUCCUCCUCAUCACACAAACGUAGAAUGUCAACUUCAUCUGCGCGGGAUCCUUAUGUGUGCACUUUUGACAAGGACACCUGUGGAUGGUCAAAUGAUCCGAACAAUUGGAAAUACUUGUGGAGCCUAACUCUAGUUACGGGAACCUCACAAGUUCCCCACCGGGCUUUGUGUCUAUCAGCGUCAGCAACGGGAGUUAGAGGAGCUGUCUCACAAGGUCUAACUCCAUGGGGUCGCGUUAUUGAGACGCGUGAACAUAAACCCGAUUUGGACAGCGAGUUGUCCCAAGUGCGAUUGUGGAGUCCUUAUGUGACCCAGGAUGAUAAUUUGGAAUGUUUGAAACUUCUGUAUCGAAUCGAAUCUGGAAGUUUGAAAAGUUCGUCUUCUAUGCACCCGACAGGGCCGUCUCUGGCUCUGCUAAAAAGACAUAAAGGGUGA
Opisthorchis viverrini is the source of this 540-nucleotide messenger RNA. RefSeq lists its product as hypothetical. Lineage: Eukaryota; Metazoa; Platyhelminthes; Trematoda; Opisthorchiida; Opisthorchiidae. The transcript is spliced from 2 exons. Bases 1 to 540 code for a protein of 179 amino acids. The record is from RefSeq and is a predicted model, not a curated record.